Molecule: messenger RNA, 477 nt
Organism: Neopelma chrysocephalum (saffron-crested tyrant-manakin)
Lineage: Eukaryota; Metazoa; Chordata; Aves; Passeriformes; Pipridae
Product: atrophin-1-like
Exons: 4
Source: RefSeq, a predicted model, not a curated record
GAUUCAUCAGGAUCUUUUUGCGUGACUGGUGCAAGCCUCCCUUCCAGAAGAACUGCCCAUCUCUGUCUCCUCGGGAACAGCCGAAGGGGGUGUGGAGUGACAAAAAUUUAUGUUUUCAUCAAACCGGGCCAAGGAGAAUGGGGGUCCCACACCCAAAAGAAUGAAGACACGACAGAACAAGGACUCAAUGUCAAUGCGGAGUGGACGGAAGAAAGAGACUCCAGGGCCCCGAGAGGAACUCAGGUCACGGGGUCGAGCUUCCCCUGGGGGCGUCAGCACCUCCAGCAGUGAUGGCAAAGCUGAGAAAUCCCGACAAGCGACAAAGAAGGGCCGAGUGGAGGAAUCCUGCACCCCCAAGGGCAACAAGCAGGGCCGAACAGAAGAGAUCUCAGAGAGUGAAGGGGAGGACACUAACGCUCCCAAAAAAACCAAAACUGAGGUGAUUCCCUGCCCUCCCUCGCUGCCCCUUUACACAAG